Molecule: messenger RNA, 9998 nt
Organism: Anopheles bellator
Lineage: Eukaryota; Metazoa; Arthropoda; Insecta; Diptera; Culicidae
Exons: 7
Biological process (GO): regulation of transcription by RNA polymerase II
Cellular component (GO): nucleus; chromosome
Molecular function (GO): zinc ion binding; chromatin insulator sequence binding
Source: RefSeq, a predicted model, not a curated record
AUGCAUCCCGAGGACGUUAAAUCGAAAGCCUUCGUAUUGGAAUCGGUGCAGGAUACAGGUUUUGGAACGGGACAACCAUACCUCAACCACCAGCAACAGCAGCAGCAACUGUACCAGCAGGCCUUCCAGGAGCAACAACAUUUGCAUCCGCAGCAGCAACAGCAGCAGCAGUCACUGUACCACCAACAGCAGCAGCAGCAACAACAACAACAUUACCACCAACAACAACAACAACAUCAACAGCAUUAUCAACAACAGCAGCAACAUUUCGUCCGUCAGACGGCGGCUUGCAUGUCGGUGCCUGCGGAGGCAGCGAAAUACGGAAACGCCGCAGCAAUCCGCAGCCAGCUGCCGCAGAUGGAAUGGGGCGACAAUUUGACACAGGUGGCAUCGGAUCGCGGGGUUGGGGUUGGCGUGGUUGUGGGUGGUUCGCCGCUUACCUGUCCGCCGACCGUGCUAAACUCGGCCGCUUCCAGUUCGCCGAUGGAUCUGGGUGGCCAUAGCCACCUUCAUCAGCAGCAGCAGGUGGACGUUGUUGUCGGUACCGCGGGCACUGGGUUCGUGCACGGGACACUUCCCUUCGCCGCCGUGCUCGGUGGUGCGGAACAGCGGCGCACGUCCGUGGUGCACGGAGUGCAGCAGCAGCAGCAACACCUAGUCCCGACGCCAAAUCAGUAUUCGACGUUCCAUGAUCAGCUGUCCUAUGGCGGUGGCGGCGGCGGUGGUGGUUCUGGGGGCCAGGGCCAGACUACCCAGGCGCACUUUGGCGUCGAACCGGGAGGAUACGGGACGGUGCAGAGUAUGGUGCAGGGUAGCCCGAUCGGAAGCGGGGCGGCCGGUGCUGUCAUACGCACGAGCCCGAAUGCCUGCUCUCCACCGGGUGGCGCUGCUGUUGGUGGUGUUGUGGCUCUGGGGGCCACAGCUUACGGGCGCAUGGAACCGCUGCCACCCCAUCGAACCACGCCGACACAUGUCGCAUCUUUUAUGGGGACUGGUUCCCCCGGUGGAGGCAUGCGAUUGAACGAUAUGGCGGCGACGACGAUGCAAACCGGAAGCCCUGGGACGUCACUCCUGCCGCAGCGUGCCGGAGCACCGCUGGUCGUGCACAGUGAGUUCGUUUCGCCCUCGCGCCCUGCAUCGUUCCCAUCGUCCGUCUCGUUGCCCACCUCGAGCCCUCACAAUAUGACGAUCGUUGCAAACGAUCCCCUGAAGGGGGCCGCGACCCCCUCACUGUACGGUGGUCCGAUCGAUGUUUCGCUUGAAUCAGAAUUUACGAUUCCGAAAGUGGAGGCUAGCACCGGCCGCAACAGCCAACAGCAGCAGCAACAACAGCAGCAGCAACAGCAACAACAGCAGCAUCAACAGCAGCAACAGCAGCAUGGAUUGUCGCUUCCUCUCACCGAACCGUCGAUACAUUCGACAGAGCGGUCCAACAGUGUGCGGCAGGCGGACGACGACGAGGGCGAACAUGCCUCGGAGGACGAGGAUGGCUCGGAGGUCGACUCCGAACCGCUGGAAGAAGUGAUGCCCAUUGAUCCGCUUGCACCGGUUAAACCGGAAGCACUGGAUGAUUGUUCCCUAGUGAAGGGAGGCCAGCAGGACACGGUGUCCGAGCACCCGGGACCGAUGUCGUCACUAGGUGGCGGAGGCGGUGGCGGCGAGCUGGUGGCCCCUCCGAAACGUCCGGUAAAACAUGUGCGCUUUGUUGAACCGGCCGAAGAAAACUCAUUCGACGGGAUGGCGAAUCGUUCGCGGGGAACGGUGUCACCCCAUCCCCUCGGUAUCCGCGGGGGCGGUAGCCAGCGGGAGGACGAGGACGACGAGGAAAUGGAUCAUCUUUCGUUGAUGGAAAAUCUGCCGCCAGUCGAAAGUUUGCUGGUGGAAAUGGAUGGACCGCUCGACGAUGAAGCCGAGGACGACGAUGAUGAUGAAGACGAUGAUGAUGGUGAUGACGAUGACGAUGAUGACUAUGACUACGAGUGUGACCAGGGCAAACGUUCGCGUAAGCGGCGCACCCCGUCAGGCAGAGGCCGUCCCGGCCGUCAUCCCGCUUCAUCGCGCCGCACGAAGAACGAUGAGUCGAUCGAACUGGAGCUAGUGGAUCCUAUGGUUCCGGUGGUGGUCGAGAUGGGUGAGGGCGGAGAGAAGGCUCAGGACGGCCGGCUGUCCCCGGUGGCCCACGUUUGUCGCGUGUGCUUGUGCGAGGAAAAGGAGGGAGACUCCGUUCGGGUACUGGAAUCGCUCUAUUGUACGGUGGUGCCGGAGUAUCAAUCGCGUACCCUCUACUCGAUACUGGUGGCCAUCUGCCAUCCGCUCAUGCUCGGCAGCAAUGCCGGUAUGCCGGACCAGAUCUGCGGGACGUGCAAGGCGAAACUGUUGGCCGCGUACGAACUGUACGAUACCUGUUUGCGCAACGACGAGAUGCUGCGCCGGAAGUACCAGCAAAAGCUGCUCAUUGCUUCCGGGACAACGCGGCGCAUCAAAAAGGAAACGCUCGACAAUCGGAACGGCGGUGACCAAGAUGAUGGCUACGAUCACGACGGAGUGAAUAUGCUUUUCUACGGAGAUUCCUCCAAACGCCCGGCAUUCAUGAAGGAUCACGCCAGCUUUAUGAUGGAUAAGCAGUAUCCGCUCACAAACGCGUACGCCAUGGGGCGUAAGCUGCACUCGGGACGAUCGGCCGCGGUUUACCCGCAGCAACAGGCGGCCCCUAAGAAGUGGACCAAGUAUCCCCGGAGUCAACUGAAGUACCCGAAUGUAGCGAACGGACCGGACGGGAUGCUGCAACACCUGAACAGUGACGGAAGCCGCGCGCAACCGACUGCUGGCGGCAAGCAGACUGCUGCGAGUCGAUCGGCAGCCACCUUCUACGACUACAAUUCGUUCCACCGGUACAUGCCGAACGGAGCACACCAGUGCACAAAGUGUUUGCGCGAGUUCAAGUACCACAGCUACUUCAAGAACCAUUUCAUCAGCCAGCACGAUCCGACCAAGCCGUACAAGUGUCGCAAGUGUCACUACACGUUCCGUAACGAGCGUUGGCUGAUCGUGCACAUGCGUUCGCACGUCUGUGCGAAUGCUCUCAUAUCGAUGACGGAGGGAACUGGUGGUUUCGAGGACAAUGCGACCGGCACCGAUGACCUGCUAGAGGAAUCCUCUCCCCGGCCGACUGGCGGAGCAGACGGAGAGUUUGCAUGUAAUCGGUGCGACAAAGCGUUCCCCAUCUUCGACCUUCUCAAGCGCCACAUUUUUGAGGAGCAUAUGAGUCCGCAGACUCGUCGUAACACGCUCCAGUGUCCUUACUGUCAAAGCCACUUCACCCAGCAGACCAGCUUCUUGCGGCACCUGAAACAACACAGCAAAGAAAAGGCGGCUGCGGCCGCUGGCAGAGGUUCGAUUGUGGCUACGCAGCUAAAGUAGGACGACGUCAUGGGGCCCGGAGGGGGAAAGCUGGGUGGGCAGCGGCGAGAGCACGUUUGUUCGGUUUGUUCGGCAUCGUUUGCCCGGGAGAGCGGGCUAAACGGUCACAUGGCGGAAAAGCACGCGGAUGUGUUGCUGGCGGCGAAUAGUGCGCUAGUGUUCGUUUGUCAUGUCUGUUCGGCCGCCUUUCCUGACCGUUCCGUAUUGCAAGAACAUGCCGAAACGCACAGCGACGCGGAACGAUCGGAAGCGGCGGCCACUAUAGCUGCCGAACGGCUUGAAAGUGAUGUAAAGAGAGAAAACGCACCCAAGACUUCAUCAGCAGUGCGGCAAAUCGCAGACGACGGGAAAGGUGAUGGCGACGGCGAUGAUGAUGAGGAUCGGCUUUCCGAGAAGGGGAUCAAACGAGAGAGUGGUCACGACAGUGACCAGGAGGACACUAAGGCACACGCAUCGGAUGUUGGCAAAUCUUGCUCUGCGAGCAAUGAGGGCGACCGAAAGGAUGGAAGCUUGAUGAAGGGCGAGUUUGCAGACCUCCCAGAGGUGUUCUCCGUGUUUUAUAAGUGUAAACUGUGUUUGACUCAGUUUGCGAGAAAGGAUCUUCUGGCCACACACAUGGAAACACACCUCGCCGCUAUGAAGCGAGUCAGCUUCAAGCGAUCGUACUCCGAAACCGAUGGCGGAGAUCGUUUGCUGGGUGCCGUUGACGACGAUGACGAAAGUGGUGAUGACGAAGAGGACGACGAUGAGACGGAGAGUGGCGGGGUGGCCGGCGGCAGUGGACGACAGCAGGCGCGUCAAGGUAACGGCAGCACCGUGGACGAUGAAGGCGAAGAGGAUGAAGGCGAAGGGGAUGGAGACGAUGACGACGCGGAGAAUACGAUCGACCCGGAAGAGAUCUCCUUCAAUCAGGACACCGGCGAGCAGGUGUUCAUGUGCAAGGUGUGUAACAAGGUGGUCGGUACGGUUUCGCAGUUUCGGCGCCACAAGCGCGUCCACUCGACGAAAGGACGCCCGUUCGAGUGUAAUAUUUGUUUCUAUCGCUUCGCGAUGAAAUACAGUUACACCGCGCACAUGCUGCGUCACGAGAUGGGUUGUGAUCCGACGCAGCCGACUCGCUACCGGUGCUCAAAGUGCCAGGAAUCGUUCACACGGCGCAAACUCUUGAACCAGCAUGUGGUGAGCGCACACGGUGGCAGGCGCAUGAAAUCAUCAGCCGCAACCGCAACUGGCCGAUGGUCAAUGAUGUCGAUGGCGGGUGUGCUGGAAGGUGGCGGAGCCAACGCGGCCGCAGGACCGGACAUUACCGCUAGCAGUGGGCGAGGUGGCCAUACCUGCCCGAUCUGUUCGGAAACAUUCACACGCGAGAGUGUGCUCAAUGGGCACAUGAAGACGCACACGCUGGAGGCGGCUCAGAUGGCCCACUCGGAAGUGUGCUAUCUGUGCCGCGUAUGCAGCAGUGAGUUUGAGUCGCGCGCCCAAUACGUAGCGCACGCCGCCGAAGCUCACCCCGGUACGACGACGGAGAUGACGACGGAAUCUGCCGAUGGGUCGUCUUCGGCGAUCGGUGCGGACGAGUUGCUAAACGAAACCGCCGAUUCUUCCGCGUCCCUUGGUGGCGGUGUAGAUGGCGGUACCGAGGACACUGCUAUGGGCGGGUCCCCCAAUGUAUCGUCGCCCUCGUUAACGAUGCCGGCAAUCGGUGGCAACGGUGGAGGCUGCACCUUGAUCUAUAAAUGCAAGCUUUGCUCAGGGCGCUUCAUGAAGAAAAAGUCCCUCGACUGGCAUUUGAAAACGCAUCGAUCAAUCGUACAGCAAGGGGAUGGAGUGGCCAUACUGCCCGAUAACGGACCGGACGUCGACCAAUCGAAGAUCUUCAAGUGUCCCGUUUGCCCGCAGAUGUUUGACAAUGAGGUGAUCUACAGCGAACACGCGCGAACCCACCAGCGCGGUCGCCCUUCACGUGCUACUCAAUCCCUCCCACCUGCCGGAUACACACCACCGCCCACGAAGCGCAAGCGCUCGUCCUGGGGAGGCAUCAUCCAGUGUCAUUUGUGUAAGAAAACGUUCACCUACCGCAGCCAGUUGCACCAGCACACGGUUCUUCACCACCAGCCCGGCAAGCCGUACGAGUGUAAAAAGUGCCACUACAGCUUCGUUCACGAACUGAACCUGAAGCGUCACGAGUUGACCCACCUGCACGAUAAACCGGAACCGGAGGCCGCGUCAGCGUCGUCGACCGGUCGACCAGACGUGAACGAGAUGGCGAUGCUUGAUCAGGACGAUCGUGAUGAUCAGCUGGUAGAAGAUAACUCCCACCUACUGCAGCCGCUGGUGUUGCUCGACGGCCCAGAAGACGAGCCGGCGGGUGGACGGGGCGGUGUAGGAGACGUCGAUAGCAGUAGCCACGAUACGGCCGGCUCAUCCGCCAACGAUGCCCGGACGUGGGGGGCGAAGAAGAAAGUGAAAUGCGUUAUCUGUGCUGCCGUAUUCACCAACCAGAACGAGCUCGUCGUCCACCUGCAGACGCACAUCGAGCGGAUUAACGAUGUACGGAAACGAAGUGCCCCACCGAUCGUGAUGCCGCCAGACACUGGCUACACGGCGAACGAUCGGCAGUGUAAGCUGUGCCACAAGGUGUUUAAAUUCAGCUGCCUGCUAAAGCAGCACCAUCAGCUGCACCAUGCCCGAGAAAAGCCGUUCGAAUGUCGCACCUGCCACUACCGGUUCGAGUACAAGGGCCACCUAGUGCGCCACCGGGCCAAUCAUCACCCGAACGAACCGAAAGACUUCGAAGCAGGCGGACCGGGGGCAUUCGUCACGUCGACACCAAACCGUGCGUCGCCAGUCGGUUCCGGGCGACGGUCGGCCGCGACAGCGGCGGCGGUGGCUGCUGCAGCCGCCGCCGCGGCAACCGCUGCAAUGCUGGCCGACGAUGGAACUAUGGGCACGGUCCCCAAGUACGGCGGAAUGGUGACGGACGAGGUGAUCAUUGCGCCGACGACGACGACGUCGUCGUCGCGAUCGGAGACCGGAGUCCCGACGCACCAGUGUCCGAUGUGUUCUUUGAAGUUCAUCAAGGCACGAUCACUGGCGAUGCACAUGCGGAUACACCUGGGUGGCCGGAAGCUGCGGCGAGUGAUUCCGGCGACGGCAGCCCCCGUGGUAGCGCCCAUUGUGACGGGUGGUGGAGGCGACCAACGUGAAGCGCUUGUGUGCCGCAUCUGUUCCGGAGCGUUCCCGACUACGCAUGAGCUGAAGACGCACAUGAUGACGCAUCUGGGCAGCGAGGCGAUGGACCUGGAAGUACCGUUCGGAAUUAGUGCGUUCAACAUGCUGCACGAGGACAUGUUUAACGAUUCACUCGACCAUCACGGUGCCGGUUCCUCCAGUGGCGCUGGUGGCAGCGGUGCCGGUAGUGCGGCUGGUGCCAGUGCUGGUAAUGGGGGAGCAGGUGAAGAACACAGUAGCAGUGUCGGUGGUGAAGGUGGUAGCAGUCGGGCAGCGGAUGGCGGCAGCUCCGAUGGCGACUAUCAGCAGGAAGGCGACGAUGCAAGCGGAGGCGGCGAUCCGCUCUUCGAUGGUUCGAACCUAGAGCUAGUGCUGGAAGAUAACAUCUUCGAUAAAGAUUUUAACAUGCGCUAUCAGCAACGGCAGCAGCAACAGCAGCAGCAACAGGUUCAGCAACAGCAGCAACAACGGCGCCUGAAAGGUCACAAUGCCACCGGCGAGGAAGAUGAUGAGGGUGAUGACGAUGACGAUGAUGACGAAAACGAGGACGAUGCAACCGAUGCAAAUGAUGUGGACGGUGCAGAAGACGACGAUGAGGAAGGUGAACAGUCCUCCGCUUCGAUUGCAAGCUUCCGGCGCACCAUGAAUAUGAAUAUGAUGGAACGCGGAACGCCUCACAGUAGCCGUGCGCGACAUUCUGCUCGUUCCACCUCGCUCGGACGGCCGCAAGGAUCAGCGUCUUCCAGCAAGAGCAAGAUUCAAUGCGAGCUGUGCAAGAAGGAGUUUCUCUAUCCCUGCAAUCUCAACCAGCACAUGCAGCUGCACCACUCGAAGGACAAACCGCACGAGUGUCGGGUCUGUCACUAUCGCUUCGAGUACAGCGGGCACCUGCAACGACACAUCCGCCAGCAACACGAGGCGCUAGCCGAGGAGCUGCUGGAGCCGGUCGAACCACAAUCGUUCGAUUGCAACUUCUGUGGUACUUCGUACGAUACGAGAGCUCUUCUGACAGCCCACGUUCAAUCACAACACAAGGGAGAGAAACCGUUCCAGUGCGACCAGUGUCCGGCUACGUUUAGCUACAAGAAAUCCUACGAAACCCAUCGAGAGGAACAUCAUUUGAAGGCUAACAAUGGAGCCUUCAAGUGUAGUUUCUGCAAGAAAACCUUUAACAGCGCACAAAAGGUAGACAACCAUGUUUGCAUUCAAUAGUGACAACUGCAACCGAAACACCAUUACGCAACCGUAAGGAUGAACGCACGACGAGGCGCGAUGGGGAGCUUGCUGUCUGUGGUACCACCUGACAUAGUACCAGCUUCCGAGCAGCUUCGCCGAACAGUAACAAACUUCACACAUCACAAACACAUGCAGCUAAAAGUAACCUUUUUCCAGGACAACUUGUGCAGAAACAAUGUGUAAGUGUAAUCGUAAUGGUUAAUGAACAAACAAACUAUUGAUAAGUAAGACACACACGUAGCGUGUUGAAGCACGUAACGUUGCGGAGUAAGAGACAAACUAGCAACAACUAACAUACAGUAAGCGAACAAGUAAAACAAGAAGUAAAACAACAUUUGCAGGAAUACAAAUCGCCUAAAUAUAAUACUGUCCAGCACAGGAGGGAGGGAAAGUAGGGACAACGAUAGAUCAAUACACUUAGGGUUUAGUGAAGUAAUCGAAUCAAAAUCACACAUAACAGCUUAACAAACACGUACACACACAAACACGCAGAUUGCGAAACUCAGUUAGAAACGGAAACAACAAGCCACCGUCGCGGGUGCGCGGGCAUAGUACAGAGUAACUUAUAGAAAUAUUCGCAAUAUAUACAGUAUGGUAAAAAGUGAAAAGUCAAAAACAAUGAUAACAAAAACAGAACAACAGUAAACCAACAACAAAGCAAGUAGUAGUUCAAAUUGUUUAAAAAAUAUACUUACACUCUAGCGUAAUGUUGAAUACGAACGUGUGCAAGUUCAAACGUGUAAUUUAACCGUACUUUUGGUUUGUUUUGAUUUAGAGACUAGGUCAGAGGGGUCAGACAUCACCGAUAGGCUAUACAAUGAAAGUAAGAAACAAUAGAGCGAUAUAAAGAGAUAAAUAACUAGCGUAAGACACAGUAGACAGCACUACGAGUCGUUGUCGUGUAGUGUUAAACCCGCACCUCGUUCUCCCCGAUUGGAAGUUGCAUUUUUCCUAGCUCCACUUUCUCUAUCUCUCUCUCUCUCUUUCUCUCUCUGCAUUAUGCUGGAGAAUUUUCUCUCUACUUUGACUGAUAAUAGGAAGGGAAAGAGUAUUCAUUUGACGCCUUGCUUCACAAGUUAAUUAGUUCUCAUUUGCCCAACCUGUACGCGGGUAGAGGAAUGGCGAGAGUGUGCGGAUGAAGCGAAGGGAGACCAAGAAUGGGGAAAACUGUAUUCCCUGCACGGGCAGUGGUUGGAAAGGAUAACCUAAUUGGCAACGUAACGUAAUAUAUAUUUUUUUAAAUCAUAUGUUGUUGGAUAUAAGCUGCCUCCUGCUUCUAGUGAUUAUUGUAUGCAUAUUGUAAUUGUAACCUUUUUUAAUACUUUUUAUCUUGAUGUUUAUCACUCGCUGAAACACAAGCUUCACAAGCAAAUCAUUUUAUUAGUAGAAAGACAGCGGCUUUUGAGGGAUUAAAAAAGAGAUAACUGAAGAGAUUAAUGUACACAUACUUUUAUUGCUUGUUCUUUUUUAUUAUUGUUCCACACCUAUUUGAAUAGUUCUCGAUGGUCUCGCAUUGUAUACACACCACUACACGCAUACACAUAUAUACACACACACCCACACUCAUGGAUAUACGAGACCGUUGUUUGCUUAUGUUUGUGAUUUUAAUGGUCAAUUUGGUUUGCAUGCGCAGUGUGCAGUAAUAAAUACAAAUGAUGCAAAGUAGGGCAAAACAUAAGCUAAAUCCUAAAUAAUAUAAUCUAGCACAUAACAAUAGCCCGUAGUGGCACCAAUUGGCAGCAUUAACAUGAGUUUGCUUUCACAGGAAACCCGUAACGGAAUACAGCAACAAUAGUCAAGCUGACAACAGCAACACGACAAAACCAGAACACUUCAAACAAUAACAGCAUAACACGCAAAAGAAAAUCAUAAGCAUCAUUAAUUUAUUAUUAUAUUUAUUGUAAUUACUAUGAGAUAUUUAACCAACAUCCCAUCCGCCGCAUUGGACAGACAAACAAAUGGCUAACGACCGUAAGAAGUGCAGUUGUAGUUGGAAAAUCAUAGCAAAAAAAAACAAAAACAAAAUCAUUACAACAAAUGAAGAACAAAUGAUUCAAACGUGUUAAAGAGAAUGCAAAUGUAGUGAAACACAGUGCUAGUGGUCUGUCGAA